GCAUGAAAGGUUUAUCUGUCUAUAAAAUGUUGAAAUGUAAACCAGAUAUUUGAUAAAGACUCAGUUAGAUCCAUUUCUUCAUAUCCAUUUAAUCAGCUGUUGAACAGUGUUCAAUGAAACAUUUUCAUUGAGUCUUACGACACUUGUAAACUUAAAUAUAUACAUGUAUAUGUUCACCGCGAUGUGCGUAAAAUAUAAACGUCUUUUGAACCGUAAACAACUAUAUAGAAUGACUAUCUGAUUACUGUAUAUAGCUGUUUAGUGUUUACCCGUGUUAUAAUAAAACUAGAUCACUGGAUAUUUUUGUUAUUAAGACGGAUACUUGCAAGUAGAUAAAGGAGGGUGACACCUGUUAACUGCUUUCCAAUGUUCAUCCAAAUCAUCUACAAGAUUUUAUUCACAUGGCUGGUGACAAGAUGUUCUGGUAGACUUUUAGACCCAUCCCUCUUUAAAAAUGUACUUGACGAUGUUGCCAACAACGGCCUUGGUGUUAACCAAAUACAAGACCAUUUCAACUCUCUCACAUACACGGACACCUCUGUGGAUGGGUCGAGCCUAGCAACGGAGAUAUCAUCCUCAUUGAGCAGUAAAUUUAAUGGUCCAAUCCAAGCAUUGAAAAACCUGAAAACGGCUAUAGAAGCCGAGAUUGGAAAUUUCCGAACGUCUACGAGCAUUGUCGAGUGUUGCCGAGCAAGAGGGACGACUUACAACAGUCGAUUUCGAAGCACGGUUAACAUGAAUGAGGCAUGCAUAACUAAGUCCGAAAACUCGCCGAGUUCUAUCCGGUAUCCAAACAACCGGAUCGUCGAGGUGAUGAAGAAAAAUUACCAAGAAAAUCCGGAACUAAAGUGGCAGUAUUUAGGCACUGAGGAUGGAAUACUCAUGAAUUACCCAUCAUUUAAAUUUUCAACUUGUAGAGACUACGAUCCUAGAUUUAGACCGUUUUAUGUAAGUUCGGCGACACCAGUUGAAAAAGAUGUGGUCAUCGUAAUCGACAAAUCAGGAUCAAUGAAUGCACUGCACCAAACUCAAACACUUAUACAGAUUGCCAAACAGGCGGCAAAUACUGUGUUGCAGACGUUAAAUCCAAACGACAGGUUUACUGUAAUCGCAUUCUCGUCUGGUGCGGAAGUUCUUGGCUCGCGGUAUCGAGACUGUAUAAAGUCCUAUGAGUUAUCGGAAGCCACGCCCAUGAACAUUAAAUUCAUUGAAGGUGAAAUAAAUAGACUGUCAGUCGAUGGAAAGACCAACUACGAGGCAGCAUUAGACACCGCCUUUAAAUUUUUUGAAAAAUCACCACGAAAUAUAAGCGGGGAAAGCAGAGAAAAGGUGAUAUUAUUUCUAACUGAUGGGGAGAAAACCGCAGGCGGAGACCCCUUAUCUCUAAUUGCCAAAAGGAACGGUGACCUUGAAAACGAGAUUGUGAUCCUGACGUAUGGAGUUGGAGCUUAAAGGAAUAUUUGAACAUAUAAAAGAUCCGUCCAAGCUUCGGUCGGCCAUGGCAUCAUAUUACAACAAAUUCAGCAAGGACAGCAGCACCCAGGAAGAGGUUACUUUCACUGUGCCAUAUUACGACAUGUUUGGCUUAG
Molecule: messenger RNA, 1589 nt
Organism: Ruditapes philippinarum (Manila clam)
Lineage: Eukaryota; Metazoa; Mollusca; Bivalvia; Venerida; Veneridae
Product: VWFA and cache domain-containing protein 1-like
Exons: 9
Coding region: 367-1452 (361 amino acids)
Cellular component (GO): voltage-gated calcium channel complex
Molecular function (GO): voltage-gated calcium channel activity
Source: RefSeq, a predicted model, not a curated record